UUCACGGAGGGUUCCGCCGCUGUCAGACUCUAUUGCUCAACGUCUGCCAGACUUGGAUAAGAGUGCACGGAGGGGCUUUGGGGACGGAGAAAGGAAUAAACAAGAUUUUUUGGAGACGCUCGCGAGUGGAUUGUGAUCAUUCUGCAAGGUUGAAAUAAGGCCGGACGGUGGUGAUGUCACUGCAAAGUAAGUUGAGUGAGGCACAGGGGGCAGUGAAGGUGGAGGAGUGGCAGCAGACGUUUUACACCUCUGACUCAGGGAUACAGUCGGGGGCCACUACGAUUCGUGAUGAAGAUGAAUCUGAGUGCGGCAAGAAGUAUACCGUCACCAGCACUGCUGUGGAGAGUGCCGCAGAUAUAGAGUCCCAGUAUAGUCUGACUCGAGCUCAGAGAGUUCGUUCUGCCAUGUUUCCUGAGACACUUGUGGAGGGAGAGACGGUGCUUUCCAAUCAGAGCAAUCCAGACAUGCCAACCAAUGUCCAGAGACUGGCUGAGCCAUCGCAGCUCCUGAAAACAGCUAUCGUCCACCUCAUUAACUACCAGGAUGAUGCUGAGCUUGCCACACGAGCUGUGCCAGAACUUACCAAACUGCUGGCCGAUGAGGACCAGGUGGUGGUAAACAAGGCUGCACUCAUUGUGAACCAGCUAACAAGGAAGGAGGCAUCUCGUCGUGUGCUCAUGCAGUCUCCUCAGAUGGUGGCGGCUGUGGUGAGAGCCAUGCAGACCACCGGAGACCUAGAGACCACUCGUUGCGCCGCAAGCGUCCUGCACAGCCUCUCACACCAGCGCGAGGGCCUGCUAGCCAUCUUCAAAUCAGGCGGCAUCCCUGCACUCGUGCGCAUGCUCAGUUCUCCAAUGGAGUCUGUGCUCUUCUAUGCCAUUACCACAUUACACAACCUGCUCCUACACCAGGAGGGAGCAAAGAUGGCGGUGCGCUUGGCUGAUGGACUGCAGAGGAUGGUCCCUCUGCUGAAAAAGAGCAACCCAAAGUUCCUGGCCAUCACCACAGACUGCCUGCAGCUGCUGUCCUACGGCAACCAGGAGAGCAAGUUAAUCAUCCUGGCAAAUGGUGGGCCUGAGAGUUUGGUGUUUAUAAUGAGAAACUACAACUAUGAGAAGCUUCUGUGGACGACCAGCAGAGUUCUGAAGGUGCUUUCGGUUUGUCCAAGCAACAAGCCAGCCAUUGUUGAAGCUGGAGGUAUGCAGGCUCUUGGCCAGCAUCUAACAUGCUCCAGUCAGCGUCUAACGCAAAACUGCUUGUGGACUCUGAGAAAUCUCUCUGACGCCGCAACCAAACAGGAAGGUCUCGAUGGCCUUCUACAAAUAUUAGUGAGUCAGCUUGGCUCGGAUGACGUGAACAUGCUGACAUGUGCUACUGGCAUCCUGUCCAACCUUACCUGCAACAACGCACGCAACAAAGCCCUGGUCGCUCAGUGUGGUGGGGUCGAGGCCCUGAUUCAUGCCGUGCUUCGAGCUGGAGAGAAGGAGGAUGUGGCCGAGCCGGCCGUCUGUGCCCUGCGACAUCUCACGAGCCGCCACCCCGACGCAGAACUGGCCCAAAAUGCAGUGCGUCUGCAUUACGGCAUCCCUGCCAUCACUAAGCUCUUGGGCCAGCCGCACUACUGGCCUGUUAUCAAGGCCACAGUGGGCUUGAUUCGCAACUUGGCUCUCUGUCCAGCCAAUCAGGCGCCUUUGAGGGAGGCCGGAACUAUACCCCGAUUGGUCAACCUGCUCUUGAAAGCUCACCAGGAAACACAAAGGCAUGGUUCAGGUGCUCAGCAGACCUAUCAGGAUGGCGUGCGAAUGGAGGAGAUUGUAGAAGGUUGCACGGGCGCUUUGCACAUCCUGGCCAGAGAUCCAAUCAGCCGGGGGGAAAUCGCCAGCCUGCAGACCAUUCCUCUGUUUGUGCAACUUCUGUACUCAUAUGUGGAGAAUAUAAAGCGUGUAUCUGCGGGUGUUUUGUGUGAGCUGGCUCUGGACAAGCAGUCUGCAGAGAUGAUUGACGCAGAGGGCGCCUCUGCACCUCUCAUGGAGCUCCUACACUCACCCAAUGAGGGGAUCGCCACUUACGCUGCGGCUGUGCUCUUCCGCAUCUCUGAGGACAAGAGUUCAGACUACAGAAAACGUGUUUCGGUGGAGUUGACCCACUCCCUCUUCAAACACGACCCUGCAGCCUGGGAGAUGGCACACGCCGCCAUGCCACUCGACCCUGGAUACAUGCCUGACGAGCUGGAUGCAGUAUACACUCCAUAUGGUUACCCUGAUAUACCCAUGGACUGUGUCCCACUGGACCCAGAGCUGCACGAGCAAUACAUGCCAGAAAUGACCUAUGACCCUCGACAGGUGUAUCCAAAUCCUCUUUAACAACACUGCCAGAAGGUCGAGUGAAAUAGAUGGUGGUGGAAACUUCAAAACGGUUUCUUUCCUGGAUCAGGCUUGGACCAGGGCCUGAAAUGUGCAGUGCUCGACAGAAAGAACAAAACACGACACUUGCUUUAGUUCACCACUGGUCUGUUUGGAAGUGAACUCUAAGCACUGCCUAACUCAUCUUGUUAUCUUGUGCUACUAACAGAGUGACAAAGCCUAAAAGUGUGUGAUGCGAUAAGCAUGUGGUCAUGACGUGUACAUUUUGUACUUUAUACUGUUUGUCCAAAGAUGUCCCGAAAACGCUGUUUUAGAAAUGUAGCAUAACUAGCUAGCUGCUCGGCCACAACAGGGUUUGUUUUUCUUUGCGUUCCGUGUAUUUGUUGCUAAGAGGCUUUGCUGCCAAGUAGAAAAAAAAACUAAAACAUACUAAACUACAGUGUAAAACUAUAAAAUUACAGCGACAGAAAAGAAACAGGUUGCAUACAAACUUAUACAGUUCAACAACUGACAUACAGUAUAUAUGUAUAUACACUGUGUGUGUGUGUGUGUGUGUGUGUGUGUGUGUGUGUGUGUGUGUGUGUGUGUGUGUGAGAGAGAGAGAGUGUGUGAGCGUGUAUUUAUCACUUUGUGGGGACCAAAUGUCCCCAUAAGGAUAGUAAAAUCCGAAAUUUUUGACCUUGUGGGGACAUUUUGUCGGUCCCCAUGAGGAAAACAGCUUA
Molecule: messenger RNA, 3085 nt
Organism: Xyrauchen texanus (razorback sucker)
Lineage: Eukaryota; Metazoa; Chordata; Actinopteri; Cypriniformes; Catostomidae
Gene: jupb
Product: junction plakoglobin b
Exons: 16
Coding region: 174-2363 (729 amino acids)
Biological process (GO): positive regulation of transcription by RNA polymerase II; cell adhesion
Cellular component (GO): catenin complex; adherens junction
Molecular function (GO): transcription coactivator activity; cadherin binding; protein phosphatase binding
Source: RefSeq, a predicted model, not a curated record